This is a messenger RNA of Erinaceus europaeus (western European hedgehog), 784 nucleotides long. Its product is annotated as serine/threonine-protein kinase A-Raf-like. Bases 16 to 315 code for a protein of 99 amino acids. The transcript is spliced from 2 exons. The record is from RefSeq and is a predicted model, not a curated record. Lineage: Eukaryota; Metazoa; Chordata; Mammalia; Eulipotyphla; Erinaceidae.
GUUUGCAGAACCAUUAUGCUGUCUUCCCCACCCUCCCUCUCACAGAUUAUUUUUAUGGUUGGCCGAGGUUAUCUAUCCCCAGACCUGAGCAAAAUCUCUAGCAACUGUCCAAAAGCCAUGCGCCGCCUACUGUCUGACUGCCUCAAGUUCCAGCGGGAUGAGCGGCCCCUCUUCCCUCAGAUCCUGGCCACAAUUGAGCUGCUGCAGCGGUCACUCCCCAAGAUUGAGCGGAGUGCCUCCGAACCCUCUCUGCAUCGCACCCAGGCCGACGAGCUGCCUGCCUGCCUUCUCAGCGCAGCACGCCUAGUGCCUUAGGCCCCGCCCCCGGCCAACUGGGAGCCAAUCUUAGCCUACUGCGCCAAGGAGCCCCGCCCACCAGCCCAUCAAUGUUCUGUCUCUGCCUUGAUAACUGCCUCUGGAUCCCCCAUCUCCAUCUUGGGAGAUGAGCAGGAAUGCCCCCUCAUUGUUUCUCCAGUCACUCUGGGAUUGGGGAAAGGAUCCCCAAAGACUGAGACACCUCCUGCCUUCCUAAAUUGCUUUCCUCUUGGUUUGGGGGCUACUUCUAAAUUGGGGAGCUCCUUCAUUUCCAAAGACUGCGAUUCAUGUCAGAGAUUCUAUGCAGGAUCUCUCUGGAAUGUGCGCCCCAUGUGCCUUCCACUGGAUUUUGGGGUUCCCAGCACCCCGUGUGGAUCUGGGGGGGUCAUCUCCUUUUGUGUCUGCUCUGCCAUCUAAGGACCCUUCCCUCUCCCCCCCACUUCACCAAGAAGCACAGAAUUCUGCUGGG